Molecule: messenger RNA, 3160 nt
Organism: Callorhinchus milii (elephant shark)
Lineage: Eukaryota; Metazoa; Chordata; Chondrichthyes; Chimaeriformes; Callorhinchidae
Product: somatostatin receptor type 5
Exons: 2
Coding region: 1-1101 (366 amino acids)
Biological process (GO): regulation of insulin secretion; cellular response to glucocorticoid stimulus; neuropeptide signaling pathway
Cellular component (GO): membrane; neuron projection
Molecular function (GO): neuropeptide binding; somatostatin receptor activity
Source: RefSeq, a predicted model, not a curated record
AUGGAACCUCUUAAGAUCUCCACCAUCCCGCUGCUGGACCUUAGCGCAGAGAAGAUGAACGUAUCGUCAUUCAGCAACGGGUGUGAGAAUUGCACGGCUGGGGAGGUGUUCCUCUCGGGUGUCCGCAACCUGCUCAUCUCGGUGAUUUACCUAAUCGUGUGCGCCAUAGGCCUGAGCGGCAACAGCCUGGUCAUCUACGUGGUGCUGCGUUACGCCAAGAUGAAGACGGUCACCAACGUCUACAUCCUGAACCUCGCCGUGGCCGACGAGCUCUUCAUGCUCGGCCUGCCGUUCCUCGCCACUCAGGUGGCCUUGAGCUACUGGCCCUUCGGGUCAUUUAUGUGCCGGCUGGUCCUCACUGUGGACGGCGUCACCCAAUUCACCAGCAUCUUCUGCCUGACGGUGAUGAGCAUCGACCGUUACCUCGCCGUGGUGCACCCCAUCAAGUCCACCAAGUGGCGCAAGCCCCGAGUGGCCAAGAUGAUCAACGCCACGGUGUGGACCUCGUCCAUUGUUGUGGUCCUUCCGGUCAUCAUUUACUCCGAGUUGCAGAAGGACUUGAACACGUGCAACAUCGACUGGCCGGAGCCCAAGUCGGUCUGGUCCACGGCCUUCAUCAUUUACACGGCGACCCUGGGCUUCUUUGGGCCCCUGCUGAUCAUCUGCCUUUGCUACCUGAUGAUCGUCAUCAAGGUCAAGUCGUCCAGGCUGCGCGUGGGCUCCACCAAGAGAAGGAAGUCCGAGAAGAAGGCCACCAGGAUGGUGAUUGUCAUCGUUGCGGUCUUUGUCUUCUGCUGGCUGCCUUUCUACGUCCUCAAUAUUGUCAACACGAUCGUCAUCUUGCCCGAGAAGCCCAUCUUCGUGGGGAUCUACUUCUUCGGGGUGGUCCUUCCCUACGCCAACAGCUGCGCCAACCCCGUCCUCUACUGCUUUCUGUCGGACAACUUCAAGAAGAGUUUCCAGAAGGUUCUGUGCCGGAAUUCAACGGAAUUUGACCCGGAAGUGCGACUGGCGGCCAAUCAACCAAGCACCACCAAAUGGAAACAAAAUGGUCAGCCAUCAAGGUCCACCCAUUAUGGCUCGCCGGGCUCACAAAGGUAAAGGUGUCGGGGGAAUAAAAGUGAGGAGAAACCUUUUAGCUCCUGGAACCGACAGCGUCACUGUGCAGAUGUCUCCUGUCCGUCUGAAACCAGGUUCCAGCUGUAAAGCAACAAGUUGGGUCCAUUGAUUCAAUCAUCUUCAAAUUGCCCAGCACUCGAGCCCCAUAACUACACAGCUACAAUAAGAGCUAACCUAGUUCCUAUCAUCAAAGUGCUCCUUCUCUCUCUCUCUCUCUCGCUCUCUCUGUGCUCAAUAUCACAUUGGAAGCAUCGCUGAAACUAGAAAGAGUCAGUGCCAGCAAAAUAAAAAGCCUCAUCUCAUCAUUUCUUCAAGUUUCCUCAACAAAGUCAGUGAGAUUUGGAAGAUCGCAGAGAGAGGUUUGGAUGAAUAAUGACCCUUUGGCUUGUUUGAUCCCAUUCUACCAGAGUACCGUCUUGCCAUCGAUGGCACCAAGCUGUUAGAUAUGAUACCCAACGUCCUGGCCUCAAUUAUGCUUCUUCGCUAUCCCCUGUUCCAGCUGUCGAUCGCCCCCAUGUAAGGAUACGCUGUACUUUGUGAUGUCUGUCCUAAAAUCACCCUUAGUGACCCCAACCCCGUGUUGCUAUGCCCUGCUCACUCGGAGUUGAAUCUUUAGCUGAGGUUGAGAAAAGUUCUUUUCGAAACGUGGACCAGAAACUCAAGUGCAAUCAGAACAGCAAUUUUACGUGAUUGCCGGCUGUCAGUGCCCAGAUUAAUUCCUAACUCCGUCUCCGCAUCUCGGCUUGCGGUUAAUGUGAAUCAGGAACAAGCACUUUGCGAUGGUUUUCAACAGAUGCAUCUCCCUUACCGUCAGGUCCACUGGAUAAAUUAAAUCGCCUACAUCAAUGACGGCUGGUAAAACCAGUUACCAGUUACCAGCAAGUGAUUCCAUCGUGCAAGUCAACAUCUAGAGGACAUCAAUCAAGCUCUUGAAUAACUCACAAAUCAUGUUAUAGUAACUAUUGCGAUCACGCUCAACUCGCAAGAGGCUUUCUCAUUAAUUAGCAAACUGUUCAACACGAAAGUUUCAGGAAGGACUGAGAAAUCAAUGGUAAAUCACCGCAAGUGACACACGCAAAGGUCAUCAAACUCUUUGACGCCCAGUCCAGCAAUUCGUUCACACAUGGAGCGUCAAACAAUGGAAAUGUUUUUUCUAAAAAAAAGGCUUGAAAAGGUUCAGUCAACCCAACUUCUAACCGCAAGUUUGAGGGAUUUCCUAACCGGUUCCUUAAUUAAGAAGCAUGAAAGGAGGAAAGGGAUGGGAAACUGGAAAGAAAUCACACGCACGCGGAAACCCAUCACCGUGCUGAAGAGUAUCCAAACCAAACUGAGAUUUCCGUGUGUCAACCAAUGGCUUCAAGUCGAUUCUGAGUGCCAUUCGCACAAGUCAUCGCCAUGGAUUUUCGGACUCCUUCAUCAAGAAUUAGCGCAAAAUCCAUUUUGAUUGUGUCGCGAAACGCGACCGAGAAAACUAGUGUGAAUCUUUAUGGGGAGGGAGAAACCAAGGCAACUGCAUCCAGACUGACUUUAUUGCAACGGUCCAUCAGUAAAGGCCGCUGAGAUGUGUGAAGAGGCUAUAUUUCUUUAUUGCAGUGUAUGUAGAGUUAGCGCUCCAUGGAAACGCUUGUACAAUGAUACCUGGCAACAGCCUGUUGCUUUAUGUGGUUCCAAGUUCUUCUUGCACCGAGUUAACACAUAAAUCCGCCACCUCCCACUGAGAGCGAAGUGUGUGAAGUGUGUUAAGUGCGAACUGUAAAUAAAUCGAUCGCCAUUGCUCCGCUAAUGCCGUUUUACGAUGAUGUGUGUGCAAAAGUCGGCCAAAGCUUUAGCGAAACGUUAAGGCGUCGGAAAUGAUGCUUCUUGUAGCCCUGUAUCGCGAUUUUUGCUCGGCUAAAAUAGCUCACGGUAUGACCCUUGUUGUAUGUGGAAAGCUGGCAAUAAUGCCCGUCCAUUACUGCGUUAUGUCGUGUGUGUGUGUGUGCGUGUGUGCGUGUGUAGCAUUGGAUCUCCGUGGAUUAAAAUCAACCGUUUGCAAACUCGA